Verticillium nonalfalfae is the source of this 1380-nucleotide messenger RNA. It is a transcript of the gene GCD7, whose product is annotated as GCD complex subunit gcd7. The coding region runs from base 1 to 1380 and encodes 459 amino acids. Gene Ontology annotation, cellular component: eukaryotic translation initiation factor 2B complex. The transcript has 3 exons. NCBI's taxonomy places the organism in Eukaryota, Fungi, Ascomycota, Sordariomycetes, Glomerellales, Plectosphaerellaceae. Gene Ontology annotation, biological process: translational initiation. The record is from RefSeq and is a predicted model, not a curated record. Gene Ontology annotation, molecular function: translation initiation factor activity; guanyl-nucleotide exchange factor activity.
AUGUCGUCCGUGAAGCCGAGCCUCUCGGAGCUCGAGAGAUAUCUCAAGUCUUUGAAGGGAAAGUCGCUUGAGGCUUCAAUUGACAGUCUUAUUUCCCUCCUCAAGCGACGACAGAUUUCCGGCGCCGAGCCAUGCGCUGUUGCCACCGCACACAUCCUCCUCCAGGUAGUCGCCAAGACAAGAUUUCAGGAUGUUGACCAGAUGCUUGAGAAGGUCCAGCAGGUCGGAUGUCGGCUUGUGGCGGCGCAACCUAAGGAGCUCGUUGUCGGCAAUAUCGUUAGGAGAGUGCUGGGCUUGAUUCGUGAUGAGGCUGCCGAAGACCGAAAUGACGGAGGCGAUGAGACACCAAGCGAUGUACAGAUGACACCUACUGCGGCCGUCGCCGACGCAUCCAAGCUCGAACAUCACUGGCCCCCGUCCACGUACACGAAGCAGGAUGCCGGCGCGGACUAUAUAUCCAGCGGGCCCCGACCAGUUCGGCCAGGUGCCUUGACGUCUGCCAGCUCCUUCUCGGUGCCCAAGACCCUACUCAGCUUGCUCGAGGCCGCCCCUACGGUGGAUGUGCACAGCACCGCGUCGGGAUCGCCUUACAUCGGCGCGGGUUCUCCCUACCUUGGUGGCUCGGGUGUGUCCACUCCUAUGCGCGGACAACAGACCAGAGUGAACGCUAUCAGGGCAGAAAUCAUUGAUGGCAUCGAUGAGAUCAAAGACGAGAUUAGCCAGGUCGAUGACCAGAUCGCUUCGGCUGCUGAGGUGCAGAUCCACCCCAUGGACUACGUGCUCGUUCACCAGCCCUCUGCCACUGUGCAAAAGUUUAUCCUCCGUGCGGCUGCCAAGAGGAGAUUCACGGUGCUGAUUGCGACUGAGGCGCCCCGUGCAUCGUCUGACGAGCCGCCGUAUGCCCAUUUUAGGAAGAAGCUGUCGGCAGUCGGUGUCUCGUCUAUCAACGUGAUGAACGCCGGCCUCAUGGCACACAUGCCACGCAUCAACAAGGUCGUGCUCGGCGCUCGGUCGGUGCUCGCCAAUGGCGGCGUCGUGACCGAUGCAGGCGCCGGAAUCAUCGCAAGGGCAGCCAAGGAGCGGGGAACAUCAGUCAUUGUUCUCAGUGGCGUCUAUAAAUUGAGUCCAGAGAGCUCGGUUGACGAGGAGAAUCUGAAUGAAUGGGGCAGCUCAAUGAGCCACGUGAGCUUCGCCGACGGGCCACUUGUGAACGGCGUCGAUGUACGAAGCGCCGCCACGGAACUGGUGCCGGCAGAGCUUGUCGACACAUACAUCACCAACCUGGGCGCGCACUCUCGCAAUCACCUCUCAACCAUCAUCGCGGACCACUACAAGCAGGAGGAUGUGGACUUCCAGCUGUGGGACGAGCUGGAGAGGUAA